Molecule: messenger RNA, 1046 nt
Organism: Euleptes europaea (tarantolino)
Lineage: Eukaryota; Metazoa; Chordata; Lepidosauria; Squamata; Sphaerodactylidae
Gene: FBL
Product: fibrillarin
Exons: 9
Coding region: 1-960 (319 amino acids)
Biological process (GO): rRNA methylation; box C/D sno(s)RNA 3'-end processing
Cellular component (GO): box C/D methylation guide snoRNP complex; small-subunit processome; nucleolus
Molecular function (GO): histone H2AQ104 methyltransferase activity; rRNA methyltransferase activity; RNA binding
Source: RefSeq, a predicted model, not a curated record
AUGCGGCCUGGUUUUAGUCCGCGUGGAGGGCGUGGAGGUGGUUUUGGGGAUCGUGGCGGACGCGGAGGCUUCCGAGGAGGACGAGGAGGUGGAUUUAGGUCUCCCGGAGGAGAAGGGGGCUUCCGAGGAGGCUUCCGAGGAGGAGAAGGGGGCUUCCGAGGAGGCUUCCGAGGAGGACGUGGAGGAGGCGGUGGACGCGGUCGAGGCGGGGGCCGAGGAGGGCGGGGAGGCUUCAGAGGUGGUAAGAAGGUUACAGUAGAGCCCCACAGGCAUGAAGGAGUCUUCAUCUGCCGGGGAAAGGAAGAUGCGCUGGUGACCCGGAACCUAGUACCGGGCGAGUCUGUCUACGGAGAGAAGAGGAUCUCUGUGGAGGAUGGGGAAGUGAAGGUGGAAUACCGAGCCUGGAACCCCUUCCGCUCCAAACUGGCUGCCGCCAUCCUUGGAGGUAUCGAUCAGAUCCACAUCAAACCUGGCGCCAAAGUGCUGUAUCUGGGAGCGGCCUCGGGGACGACAGUCUCUCAUGUCUCUGACAUCGUCGGGCCGGAGGGGCUGGUGUAUGCCGUGGAAUUCUCCCAUCGCUCAGGCCGCGACCUCAUCAACGUGGCAAAGAAGCGUACCAACAUUAUCCCUGUCAUCGAGGAUGCGCGGCACCCACACAAAUACCGCAUGUUGCUUGGAAUGGUGGACGUCAUUUUUGCAGACGUGGCUCAGCCCGACCAGUCGCGUAUCGUGGCUCUGAAUGCACAUAACUUCCUGAAGAAUGGGGGGCACUUUGUCAUUUCCAUCAAGGCCAAUUGCGUUGAUUCAACAGCAGCGCCUGAGGCAGUCUUUGCAUCAGAGGUGAAGAAGAUGCAGCAAGAAAACAUGAAGCCCCAGGAGCAGUUGACUCUGGAGCCUUACGAGCGAGACCACGCUGUGGUGGUGGGCAUUUACAGACCUCCUCCCAAACAGAAGAAGUAGAGACCACAGAAGCUGUCAGUGGCCAUUGUAUCAGUACUGUAGGCCAGAGCAGUUUCUCCUGACACUUUGGGGGACAGGACUCUUUU